Messenger RNA from Linderina pennispora, 726 nucleotides. RefSeq names its product dolichol-phosphate mannosyltransferase. Gene Ontology annotation, cellular component: endoplasmic reticulum membrane. The transcript has a single exon. Bases 1 to 726 code for a protein of 241 amino acids. Gene Ontology annotation, biological process: protein O-linked glycosylation via mannose; GPI anchor biosynthetic process. The record is from RefSeq and is a predicted model, not a curated record. Gene Ontology annotation, molecular function: dolichyl-phosphate beta-D-mannosyltransferase activity. NCBI's taxonomy places the organism in Eukaryota, Fungi, Kickxellomycota, Kickxellomycetes, Kickxellales, Kickxellaceae.
AUGUCUUCCUCGGCCAACAAGUACUCGGUUCUCCUGCCCACCUACAACGAGCGGGACAACCUGCCAAUCAUCAUCUGGCUGCUUGCCAAGAUGUUCAAGGAGAACAGCCUUGACUACGAGAUCAUCAUUAUCGACGACAACAGCCCCGACGGCACUCUGGAGGUCGCCAAGCAGCUGCAGAAGGUGUAUGGCGAGCAGCAUAUCGUGCUGCGUCCGCGUGCAGGCAAGCUCGGCCUUGGGACUGCGUAUAUCCACGGAAUCCAGAACGCGACUGGCAACUUUGUGAUCAUCAUGGACGCCGAUAUGUCGCACCACCCGAAGGCGAUCCCCCAGUUCAUCCGCAAGCAGGCUGAGGGCGACUAUGAUAUCGUUACGGGCACGCGCUACGUCAGCGGCGGCGGCGUGUACGGAUGGGAUCUGCGUCGCAAGCUGACGAGCCGCGGUGCCAACUUCAUUGCGGAUCUGCUGCUGAACCCGGGCGUGUCGGAUCUGACGGGCUCGUUCCGCCUGUACAAGAAGCAUGUGCUGCACCAGAUCAUCAAUGCGACCGUGUCCAAGGGGUACGUGUUCCAGAUGGAGAUGAUGGUGCGGGCGAAGCAGUUCAACUUUUCGGUCGCCGAAGUGCCGAUUACCUUUGUUGACCGCGUGUAUGGCGAGUCGAAGCUCGGUGCCAACGAGAUUGUCGGCUACCUGAAGGGCCUGUGGACCCUGUUCACUUCGGUCUAG